Messenger RNA from Erpetoichthys calabaricus (reedfish), 2339 nucleotides. It is a transcript of the gene capn1a, whose product is annotated as calpain 1, (mu/I) large subunit a. The coding region runs from base 7 to 2121 and encodes 704 amino acids. Gene Ontology annotation, molecular function: calcium-dependent cysteine-type endopeptidase activity; calcium ion binding. Gene Ontology annotation, cellular component: cytoplasm. The record is from RefSeq and is a predicted model, not a curated record. The transcript is spliced from 21 exons. Lineage: Eukaryota; Metazoa; Chordata; Cladistia; Polypteriformes; Polypteridae. Gene Ontology annotation, biological process: proteolysis.
UUCAGCAUGUUGGUGUCUGGAGGGAUUGCUGCCCGGGUGUACAAGGACAGGCUGAAGGCGGAAGGCAUGGGUUCCAACGACAAGGCACUGAAAUUUUUGAACCAGGACUACGACGCCCUGAAACAGCAAUGUGUGGAGAGUGGCAUUCUUUUUGAAGAUCCCAUGUUCCCUGCUGCUGCGACGUCUUUAGGCUUUAAAGAGCUCGGGCCCCACUCGUCCAAAACUCGGGGAGUCACUUGGAAGCGACCCACGGAACUUACUGAUAGCCCUCAGUUCAUUGUUGGUGGUGCUACAAGAACUGACAUCUGCCAAGGAGCACUGGGUGACUGCUGGCUCUUAGCUGCAAUCGCAUCUCUCACGCUGAAUGAUAAGUUACUGCAUCGUGUAGUUCCCCAUGGGCAGACAUUUGAAGGAGACUAUGGUGGAAUAUUUCACUUUCAGUUCUGGCAAUUUGGAGAAUGGGUAGAUGUGGUUAUUGAUGACAGAUUGCCAGUAAAGGAUGGAGAGCUGGUGUUUGUCCACUCUGCAGAAGGGAAUGAGUUCUGGAGUGCCUUGGUAGAAAAAGCUUAUUCCAAGUUGAAUGGGUCUUAUGAGGCGCUUUCUGGAGGCAGUACAACUGAAGGGUUUGAGGAUUUUACAGGUGGUGUCUCAGAGAUGUAUGAAUUACGCCGUGCACCAAAAGAUCUGUUCAAAAUUAUUCAGAAAGCCCUGGAUAGGGGCUCUCUGAUGGGCUGCUCAAUUGAUAUCUCUAGUGCCUUUGAUAUGGAAUCUGUGACAUUCAAAAAGCUGGUUAAAGGCCAUGCUUACUCAGUGACAGGAGUUAAAGAGGUAAACUAUCGUGGUGGUACAGAGCGACUGAUCCGCAUCAGGAACCCAUGGGGUCAGGUGGAAUGGACUGGGGCUUGGAGUGAUAAUGCUUCUGAAUGGAAUCAUGUUGAUCCUUCUGAAAGGGAAGAUCUCCAAUUAAAAAUGGAAGAUGGAGAAUUUUGGAUGGCUUUCAAAGAAUUUCUGACACAGUAUUCAAGGCUUGAGAUCUGUAACCUAACACCUGAUGCUUUAACAGAAGACGCUCUUAGCUACUGGAACACAAUCAAAUUUGAUGGCGGCUGGAGGCGAGGCAGCACAGCAGGAGGCUGCAGAAAUCACCCCAACACGUUUUGGAUUAACCCUCAGUACAAAAUCACAUUGCUAGAGGAAGAUGAUGACCCUGAUGAUAAUGAACUUGCUUGUAGCUUUCUGGUUGCCUUGAUGCAAAAAGACAGGCGAAGGUAUAGACGCCAAGGACAGGAUAUGCACACCAUUGGAUUUGCUGUUUAUGAAGUUCCUGAUGAGUACAAGGGCUGCCAGAAUGUCCACUUGAAGAAGGACUUCUUCCUGACACAUGGCUCUUGUGCUCGCUCAGAAACAUUCAUCAACUUAAGGGAGGUGAGCACGCGCUUGCGUCUGCCCCCAGGCGAGUACAUAGUUGUUCCAUCUACAUUUGAACCAAGCAAGGAGGCUGACUUCGUCCUGAGGGUGUUCACAGAAAAACAGUCUGAGACAGAAGAACUAGAUGAACAGGUCUCAGCUGAUCUAGAGGAUGAGGUGGAAAUAACUGAGGAUGAUGUUGAAGACUCCUUUAAAGCCAUGUUCCAGCAGUUAGCUGGAGAGGACAUGGAGAUCAGCGUACAUGAACUUAGAACCAUUCUCAACAGAGUUGUGGGCCGACACAAGGAUUUAAAAACUGACGGCUUCAGCAUGGAGUCCUGCAGAAGUAUGGUCAAUCUUCUGGAUAAAGAUGGCAGUGCUCGUUUGGGAUUGGUGGAAUUUCAGGUUCUUUGGAACAAGAUCAGAAAAUGGCUGGGUAUCUUCAGGCAGUAUGACUUGGACAAAUCAGGAACCAUGAGUUCUUAUGAAAUGCGUCUUGCUCUUGAAUCUGCAGGUUUUAAACUUAACAAUAAAAUAAACCAGGUUCUAGUUGCAAGGUAUGCAGAUAAGGACAUGAUUGAUUUUGACAAUUUUAUCAGCUGCAUAGUGAAACUGGAAGUCAUGUUUAGAUUUUUUAAACACAUUGACACGGAUGGAACUGGCACUGCUGAAAUGACCUUAACAGAGUGGCUGAUGAUGACUAUGUGCGGUUAGAGAAGACAAAGCAGCUAAGAAACGAACCGCCUGUCUACCCUGCAAGUGCCUCCCUGCUACACCACGUCACUCCUGUACCUUGCUACUAACCCAAAGUAAUCUGCGUAACCUUUAAACUUGACAAACGGGACUUUAAGUUGGGGCCUUAUAUUUUCUACAGACAAUUCAGGGCGAUUAAGUGAUUGUUUUGCUGCCAGUAAAUUUGCCUUUCCUUGUAA